GAGUGAGAAGAGGCAGAGCGAGUGAGAGGGGAAGGGUGAGAGACAUGAGGCCUAAGCCGUUCACCAGGAGGAUACAUGUAUGAAUGAAUGGCAGAAGGAUUGGAAGAGACAUGAGAUGGAUUCAUGGGAAGAUGACCAGGCUGAGCAGCGCUCCUGUCUCAUUUGUGGAGACCGCGCCACUGGACUGCACUAUGGCAUCAUUUCUUGCGAGGGCUGCAAGGGCUUCUUCAAGCGCAGCAUCUGCAACAAGCGCGUGUACCGCUGCAGCCGCGACAAAAACUGCGAGAUGUCUCGCAAGCAGCGCAACCGCUGCCAGUACUGCCGACUACUCAAGUGCCUACAGAUGGGCAUGAACAGAAAAGCAAUCAGAGAGGAUGGCAUGCCAGGGGGGCGGAACAAAAGCAUCGGGCCUGUUCAGAUCUCAGAUGAGGAGAUAGAGAGGAUAAUGUCAGGACAGGAGUUUAAGGAUGAGGCCAACAUGCCAGAGCACACCUGGGGAAACAAUGGCGACAGCGAUCACAGUUCCCCUGGCAACGGCGUCUCCGAUGGCAACCAGCCCUCGCCUGCAUCUACGCUUUCCUCCAAUCGCUCAGUGGAGCUGAACGGCUAUACGGCUGCUCUGAGGGAGCAGUACAUCGGCAAUGCUGUGGCCCAGCACUACCAGUUUCUCCCGCACCUGUUUGGCUACACGGCGCAGCCCCGCAGCCUGUAUCCUCAGAGCCAUACCCUCAUCAGCCAGCUGGUGGCAGCAGAGGAACUGGCCCCGCUGGGCACGCCCAUGCUUAUAGAGGACGGGUAUCGGGUGACUCAGGUGGAGCUCUUUGCUCUGUUGUGUCGUCUGGCUGAUGAGCUGCUCUUCAGGCAGAUCUCCUGGAUAAAGAAGCUGCCGUUCUUCUGCGAGCUGUCCAUUGAAGACUACACACGCCUGCUGAGUGCCACCUGGCAGGAGCUCAUCCUGUUGGCCUGUCUGACCGUCUACAGUGCUCAGAUCCUGGGCGACCUGGCCAACGUCACUGACAAAUACACACCGUCCGAUGACGAGCUGCAGGGGUUCAGCGAGGAUGGCAUGGAAGUGAUGGAGAAGCUGAUCUAUCUGUUCCGCAAGUUCCAUCAGCUGAAGGUCAGCAACGAGGAGUACGCUUGCAUGAAGGCCAUCAACUUCCUCAAUCAAGAUAUCCGUGGCGUGACUAACAUUUCCCAGUUGGAGCAGCUAAAUAAGCGGUACUGGUACGUGUGCCAGGACUACACUGAGUACAAAUAUCCUCACCAGCCCAAACGCUUCCCCGAGAUCAUGAUGUGUCUCCCAGAGAUUCGCUGCAUCGCAGGGAAGUUGGUUAACGUUCCGCUGGAGCAGCUCCCCCUGCUGUUUAAGGCAGUCCUGCACUCCUGCAAGACCAGCCUGAAUAACUACAGGACCAGCUCCUCCCCCUGCGUGACAAAGGGCACCACCCCUGCCAACUAG
Molecule: messenger RNA, 1462 nt
Organism: Colossoma macropomum (tambaqui)
Lineage: Eukaryota; Metazoa; Chordata; Actinopteri; Characiformes; Serrasalmidae
Gene: nr6a1a
Product: nuclear receptor subfamily 6, group A, member 1a
Exons: 9
Coding region: 80-1462 (460 amino acids)
Biological process (GO): regulation of DNA-templated transcription
Molecular function (GO): sequence-specific DNA binding; zinc ion binding; DNA-binding transcription factor activity
Source: RefSeq, a predicted model, not a curated record